AUGGCGGAUACUAAGGUUAUGGAAGAACUCGCAACUCGUCUUGGCAUGGCGGAGGAAGAGACGACGAGCCUCAGUGAACAAGUCUUACAAGAUCAAGAAACGCACUAUUCUGAGACCGUGCAGCAGCUGCAACGCAGUGCACAACAGCUAGUUGAAGACAAUGAGUUUUUGUUUGAAAUGGUGGAUCCAAGUGCCGAAAUUGAUCCAAAAAUUGUGUCUACGCACAUCCAAGAGGUUUCUCAGCUCUUAGAGCGAUUGAAAAAUACACAUCUGGAGCAGGAAAUGCUGGAUAAUUUCCUGCGAUAUACACUUCCAUCGGGAAAUUUGUUGCAGCAGAUAGAAACAGUGCAGGACGAACGAUACGUUUUGCUGGAGAAAGAUGUGGCACACUUGCAAGAUGAGGUUAUCACCCAGCUGGAUUCGGAAGUGGACCAGCUGAGAGAAGAAAUAGGCCAUACCAGCCAGAAAAUAGCAGACCAACGCGAGGUAGUGAAUGAACUGUGCCUCAACACUGGAGAGCUGGUAGAUGAGUGUCACUUGCUGUUGGAAGAAUUGGAGAGAUAUAAUGAUACUGCAAAAACUGCUAGUCUCGAAACGGCCGAUGGAAUACCCUCCACGGAAGCUGCGAUACAACACCUGCACUCUAUCAAAGAAACGAUCCAGGAACAACAACAUCUCGAACAACAUCUUAAGUGUUUGGAAAGGGCAAAAACGUCGCUGGACGCGAUUUUAAAUUCCUCAGAUGAACAGGCCGACGAGCAGGACUUGAAAUUGGCCAAAAGCUAUAAAGCCCAUCAGGCGCUGGUUGAUUAUUGGCGGAGUCAGUUCAUAACCAACGAAAUCCAAAAUUUAGAGAUCUUGCCAAUUUCGCACAAAAUUCAGUUUACCUACCACACGUUGGAAGUUGUCGUGCAAUUGAACGCAUUGGGGAUUUCAAAGGUGAACCUUUAUGGGGGCAACAUACCGAUAGACAGGCUGGACUUGAUUCGAAGGCGUGCUAACGAGAGGCAAUCUCGAGAGAUUCCGCUCCAUCUCCAGUUCAAAAACGUAUUGAAUAUUAUAAAGGAAAAUGCAAUAAGUGUAUAA
Messenger RNA from Lachancea lanzarotensis, 1086 nucleotides. It is a transcript of the gene KRE28, whose product is annotated as LALA0S11e00474g1_1. NCBI's taxonomy places the organism in Eukaryota, Fungi, Ascomycota, Saccharomycetes, Saccharomycetales, Saccharomycetaceae. Gene Ontology annotation, cellular component: chromosome, centromeric region. The record is from RefSeq and is a predicted model, not a curated record. The transcript has a single exon. The coding region runs from base 1 to 1086 and encodes 361 amino acids.